Molecule: messenger RNA, 1203 nt
Organism: Rhododendron vialii
Lineage: Eukaryota; Viridiplantae; Streptophyta; Magnoliopsida; Ericales; Ericaceae
Exons: 4
Coding region: 1-774 (257 amino acids)
Source: RefSeq, a predicted model, not a curated record
AUGCCUUCGAUCAGCGCGGAAAACCCGUCCUUGACGAAUACACUGCGGAUGUCUGGUGCAAUGUUUGUGUUUGAGGUUCACCAUGGGUUACUUUGUGAAUGUGCCAACAAAAAAGGUGUUCAGAAAAUUGCAACAUAUAUUAAUUCUAAGCUCCCUGAUUGUGAUUUGGAUGGUGGGUUGAGAGAGUUAAAGACUAAUAAGGUGUGGGACAUGUUUGCUAUUCAUAAUGAUAGAGAAACUAUAUUUAUUUAUGAGGAGAAUGUAGAGUUAAAUGUGGUCGAUGAUGUGGUAAAUCUGGAUAGUGACAUUGAAAAAAGUGAUGGCAAUGAGAGUGAAAGUGGGGCAGAUCCAACCAGUCCUAGAGGGAGUAUUGGUAGUAGUGACCUCGAGUUCUUUGGAGAUGGAGAUGAGCUGUAUGAUUUACGUGACAAAAUUAGAACAAAACAGGUGAGAGAGACCUUUAUAGGUGGUUCUGAACCUUUUUCCUUCAACAUGGGAAGUGGGAGUGGAGAGGGUCCAUCAAACCUAUUACCUCCUGACAUACAAGAGGUGGAGGAUGAUGACCUAAAUACUCCAAUGAAUUCUGAUGAGCAGGGUAAAGUGGAGUUUCCUGAGUUCUUUGAGGAUAGGGACAUGGAAAGGCCAGACCUAGUGGUGAGUCAAGCAGAGGAAGAGGUAGGGCUGAAACUAGUUGUGAGUCAAGCAGAGGAAGAGGUAGGGCUGGAACUAGUGUUGAGUCAAACAGAGGAAGAGGUAGAGGCAAAAGCCAAGUAAGGGGAAGAGCAAGAGGCAGAGGAAGAAGCCAAGCAAGGGGGAGAUACCAAGGACCAACACCUACUCAAGAGAGUUCAAUGAUCACAUAUGAACACACAAGGCCUACAACUGAAGUUGAUUCUGUAAUGAUGCAAAGGAGGUCCACCACUUAUGGAUAUGUGUAUUUUUCAGCUGGAGUGGGCAGCUCAAAAGGUGGUGCUACUGUCCAAAUUGGCCACUCAUAAAGCUUAUCAAACAUGGCACUAACUCAAGGUUCUCAAGUCCCCACGUCUACACCCAACUCAGGAAUGGCACUUGAUGGAUAUGCAGCCUUUUAGAAGUCAAUUGAAAGUUUAUGGAGCUGCUAGUUUUUGUUUGGUAUUACUUUUUUAAUAUGGGCCUGUUGGUUUUGCUUCUAAUCAAGUACUUUGCCUAGUUUAUUGCUAUCUA